Chenopodium quinoa (quinoa) is the source of this 770-nucleotide messenger RNA. Its product is annotated as protein transport protein yos1-like. The coding region runs from base 294 to 524 and encodes 76 amino acids. The transcript is spliced from 2 exons. Gene Ontology annotation, biological process: endoplasmic reticulum to Golgi vesicle-mediated transport. Gene Ontology annotation, cellular component: endoplasmic reticulum membrane; Golgi membrane; COPII-coated ER to Golgi transport vesicle. The record is from RefSeq and is a predicted model, not a curated record. Lineage: Eukaryota; Viridiplantae; Streptophyta; Magnoliopsida; Caryophyllales; Amaranthaceae.
CGAACUAAUUUCAUCUCAACUUCGGAUCGGUUACAUAAGACGGGUGAAUUGAUGGUUUUUCAGGUCAAACCAAUUCAGAUCCAGCUCAAUUUAGAGUAAAAUUUUUUAGCCGAGUUAGUUUUUGCAGUUUUUUUUUAAAAAAGUACCUCUACGGUUACGAAAAUUUCUUCAUUGUCUACAUUUUCCCUGUUUGCACUCUUCUCCCUCUCUCUCCUCCAUUGAAGCUUACUCUGAUUUCUUCAUUGAAGGGGCUCGUGAGCUUUCGCUUUUCCAUUGAAGCAGCUUCUGAGUGAAUGGGUUUUUGGACAUUGAUUGAAGGGUUCCUGCUUUUUGCUAAUGCAUUAGCAAUACUAAAUGAGGAUAGAUUUCUCACUCCGAGGGGGCUGAGUUUUGAGGCUACAACAGGGAGAAAAAAGUCGCUUAAACAACAAGCUGUAGGUCUUAUCAAUGUAGCUCAAUACUUCAGGUUGCCCUUGAUAAUUUUGAAUGUUAUCAUGAUCGUAUCAAAGCUGGUUUCUGGAUGAGGUAAAUGGUGAACAGAUUAUAUCCAAAUUAUUCAUUUAACAUAGGACAUCGUCACAUCUGGAUGUUUUGUGCUCAUAUGGCAUCCAAUUUUAUCUUAUUUUUUUGAUACGACAUGGAGAGAGAUGUGUGGGUUUUGUACUUUGCUUUUGAAUCUGUUUAUGUGAUUAUUUAAAGGCAGAACUUAUGUAAAGGAUGUUUUGUAUCUAUUUUUCAGUUUUAUGAAUAACAAAAACUUGAUUUUGUCA